Fusarium tjaetaba is the source of this 492-nucleotide messenger RNA. Its product is annotated as transcription initiation factor TFIID subunit 13. Gene Ontology annotation, biological process: transcription by RNA polymerase II; RNA polymerase II preinitiation complex assembly. The record is from RefSeq and is a predicted model, not a curated record. The coding region runs from base 1 to 492 and encodes 163 amino acids. The transcript has 2 exons. Gene Ontology annotation, molecular function: protein heterodimerization activity. NCBI's taxonomy places the organism in Eukaryota, Fungi, Ascomycota, Sordariomycetes, Hypocreales, Nectriaceae. Gene Ontology annotation, cellular component: transcription factor TFIID complex.
AUGGAGCCUCGAGCGCGUGCCGGCAAGAAUGUCGGCAAGAUGAACUUCAGCCAUGCAGAGUUGGCACAGCUACUCUACGCACACGGCGAUGUUCAAAACCCACUCCCAGAAACCGUGCGAGUUCUUGACGAAAUCCUCACUGAUUUCAUGCAAUCCAUCGCCUUCGAGGCGACACGAGCAGCUAAUUACUCAGGCCGCCAAAAGAUCAAAUACGAAGACUUUGAGUUCGCGUUCCGUAAGAAUCCCGCGUUCCUAGGCAAAGUUCAAGAGGUGUUUGAGAAGCAAAAGGAGAUCAAGAAGGCUCGUGAGAUCUUGCGCGAUGGCGAGGACGAGAUCAUGAAGGAUGCUGCGGACGAAGAGAAGAAGCGAGAAAAAUCCGAUACGAGGACGGGAGGAGCAGUUGGAGCCGCGGCGUCAAGGGUCGAGGAGGAGUUGGGUGAAGCUGACGAUGAUGCUGAAGCGGAGUUCGAUGCGUUGGGUAAGAAGCGAUGA